CGCCAUCAUGUGAUUUAUGUUUUGGAAGGGAAACAGCUUUUGCUAGUCUUCCUGUUUUAGCUAUAACACAUGGUGUUUAUUAGCAGAAUAAACUAGGACUUAGAGAAAAGAAUGUAGGUGAGGUUUCUAGUUUUUUUUGCUAUGCAAUUCUAGCAGCAGUUGUAGUCCAGUCUGUGUGUGUCUGUGCGUUUGAUCGAUCAUGUCUAGCAGAUACUCUAUGGUAGUGCAGGGCGAAGCCUCAGAAACAGACUCUGAUGAUGAAGUCUACAUCACCUCACUGUCGUCUCACCAAACAGCCACGGUCGGAGCCAAGGUUGUUGGGGAGGCCUCUGAGACAGACAGUGAGGACGACCCAGAUAAGACAGUCAGAACCUCAGCAGCGGGUCAGGACAGCACCCAGAUCCUCAGGAGAGACCUGCCACCCCUUAUUGUGGUUCGAGACCAUCCUACUGUACAAUCCAUAGUGGAAGACAGGCCCAGUCCUUCACACAAACCCCAUGGUAAAACCCUUUUGCAGCAGAAGCUGCAGGAAUCAAACAGUCGGCUGUAUUCUGAUGUAGGUCAGAUGUUACGGCAGGUGUACGGCAGCGCCAGCAGAGAGGUACACAGUGCAACGUCCCAGCUGAAUGCCUCUCAGAGCUCUAUCAUAAACGCUUCCCACAACAUCAGGUUGAUCCUGGAUGACCUGAAGGCCGUGUCCGAGAAGAUCGACAUCAUCACCAGCUGUCAGAUACUACCGGACAUUAACAUCAGUGAUCCCAGUCAUGUGACAGCUGCUGUACUUUGAAGACGUCCACCAGAGAUACUUCAACACAACUGAAACAUCAGGGUGUUUAAUAAAUCUUAAGAAGAAACAGAUUUUAAAAAUGCAUUUUCUUUCAUCUAUAACUUACACCAGUUGCCUGGAGACAACAGCGGGCCAAAUGAAGCUGCCUAAGGAGAUUUUUGUGUAACAACAUUAAUGUUUGUUUAGACUUUUUGAAUUAGCUGAAAACAACCUGUAGAUUCGAACAAAGUCUCCUCACUUAAUGUUCCAUCACCCAAAUUUAAGUCCUGACCCCAUAUUUAUUUGGAAACCAGCAGCUUGGUUCACAGAUGUUGCUGAAUAAGUAAAGAUUUGCCUCUUAAAUGUUUUUGUUUACAAAAAUAAAUGCAUUGUUCUCACAAACCAAUGUACAACACUGCAAUUUAUGAGCACAAAUAAAAUACCUACAAAUGUGUUAAAAUA
Molecule: messenger RNA, 1228 nt
Organism: Nothobranchius furzeri (turquoise killifish)
Lineage: Eukaryota; Metazoa; Chordata; Actinopteri; Cyprinodontiformes; Nothobranchiidae
Gene: bloc1s3
Product: biogenesis of lysosomal organelles complex-1, subunit 3
Cellular component (GO): BLOC-1 complex
Source: RefSeq, a predicted model, not a curated record